Messenger RNA from Serinus canaria (Common canary), 8568 nucleotides. Its product is annotated as zinc finger protein 131-like. Gene Ontology annotation, molecular function: RNA polymerase II cis-regulatory region sequence-specific DNA binding; protein binding; DNA-binding transcription factor activity, RNA polymerase II-specific. The transcript is spliced from 7 exons. Gene Ontology annotation, biological process: regulation of transcription by RNA polymerase II. NCBI's taxonomy places the organism in Eukaryota, Metazoa, Chordata, Aves, Passeriformes, Fringillidae. Gene Ontology annotation, cellular component: nucleus. The record is from RefSeq and is a predicted model, not a curated record. The coding region runs from base 247 to 2094 and encodes 615 amino acids.
CACGCACACAUCCCAUACUACAACUCUCAGGAUGCUCCGAGCAGUCGAACCACGUCCCUCACUACCUGCGCACCCUGUCGUGUGAAAGGUGGCCCUACCGUCACUUCCGCACGCUGUGCAGGCCGGGAAUGCGAGUAGCGAUUGGCCGGCGCCUGCCCUGCUUUCCACCGUGCAGGGGAGCAGGAAGCAGUAACGGCAAAGCGAGCGCGUCAGGGUGAGGGGCUCCUUACGACUAAUCCUUUUGCCAUGGAAGCUGAAGAAAUUAUGGAAUGUAUCCAGGAAUUCCCCGAACACUAUAAAGUUAUUUUGGAUAGACUCAAUGAACAACGUGAGCAGGACCAGUUUACAGAUAUCACACUGAUUGUUGAUGGUCACCAUUUCAAAGCUCAUAAGGCUGUUCUUGCUGCCUGUAGCCAGUUCUUCUACAAAUUCUUUCAAGAUUUCACUCAGGAGCCCUUGGUGGAGAUUGAAGGUGUAAGUAACAUGGCAUUUCGUCACCUAAUCGAGUUCACCUAUACAGCAAAACUAAUGGUCCAAGGUGAGGAAGAAGCAAAUGAUGUUUGGAAAGCAGCUGAAUAUCUACAGAUGUUAGAAGCUAUCAAAGCACUUGAAAUCAGGAGCAAAGAAAAUUUAUCACCCUUAGAAUCAAAUCAAAGACAAGGUAAAAAUAAAGCAAAAAAGAGGAAGAUUGCUGAAACGUCCAAUGUCAUCACAGAAACACUGCCAUCUGCAGAAUCAGAGCCUGUUGAAAUUGAGGUUGAGAUUGCUGAAAGGACGAUUGAAGUGGAAGAUGACAGCAUUGAAACACUUGAAGUAGCUUCUGCAGAGCAAUCUAUAAAAUACAUACAUACAACAGGUACAUCAGAUGAAUCUGCUUUGGCUCUUUUGGCAGAUAUCACCAGUAAGUAUCGUCAAGGAGAGACAAAAUGCCAGAUUCAAGAAGAAGGUGGUGCAACUGAUUCCUCAUGCAAACAGGUAGAAGAUAUUGAACUUGUGGAACUUCAAGUGUCACAUGUGAAGAAUUUAUUCCACUGUGAAAAAUGUAACCGUUCAUUUAAAUUGUUUUACCAUUUUAAGGAACACACGAAAACACACUCUGCUGAGAGUUACAAGUGUGAUCUAUGCAAUAAAAGCUACCUACGAGAGAGUGCUUUGAAACAACACCUCACCUGUCACCACCUUGAUGAAGGCGGUGCUAGCAAGAAGCAAAGACCUGGCAAGAAAAUACAUAUAUGCCAAUACUGUGAUAAGCAGUUUGAUCACUUUGGACAUUUUAAAGAGCACCUCCGAAAGCACACAGGUGAAAAACCAUUUGAAUGUCCAAACUGCCAUGAGCAUUUUGCUAGGAAUAGUACACUCAAAUGUCACCUGACAGCCUGUCAGUCUGGAGCUGGAGCUAAAAAGGGAAGAAAGAAGCUGUACGAAUGUCAGGUUUGUAACAGUGUGUUUAACAGCUGGGAUCAAUUUAAAAAUCAUUUGGUAAUACAUACAGGUGUCAAACCCAACCACUGUACCUUAUGUGAUUUGUGGUUUAUGCAAGGCAGUGAGCUAAGAAGGCAUCUCAAAGAUAUGCACAAUAUUUCAGAACAAAUAGUGACAGAAGAGAUUCUUCCAGUGGAAGCUAUGGAAGCUGAACCAGUAACAUCAAUGACUAUAAUAGAACAAGUGGAGCAAGUCCAUGUCCUACCAGUAAUUCAGGUUCAAGUGGAUCCGGCACAGGUAACUGUGGAACAGAUGCACCAGGAUCUCAUACAGGACAAUCAAGUGAAAGGCACACAGAUGGAGGAACUGCAAGAACAGGUACAAAUUAGUUAUUUAGAAGUUGAACACAUUCAGACUGAACAAGGUGCUGAAGUACAUGUGGAGCAAUUUCAUUUUGGGCGUGUAAAUCAAAUACAGAUGGAAGAAGUACAGGCAGAACUUAUAGAUGGAACAGACCUUGAACAAGUAAAAUAUGAAAGUGUUGAUCAAGGAGAAGCAGAAGAAAAUGAAACCAGUCAAGUAGAUGAUGCAGAUAUGGAAGAUCAUGAACAAGCUGAAGACUUAAAAACUCAACAAUUAGUGGACACACAAAAUGAAAAGGUGAAUAACUAGGACAAAUGACCACACUGUGCAGCUUUAGGAAUUAAGUACCCAAUUAUUUUUGCUAGCUUUUACAUUGGUUUUUGAACCAAUGGUCUGUGGUCACCUUUACAAUAUGCUGUCCUUAGGAAGCUGGACAAGUGGAUCAAAGUUAGUUUUCUUCAUGUAGAACUAAACCUCUCAUAUGUGAAAAAUAACUUAACCAUUCAUGUAAUGCCAUGGAACAGAAACCACCACAGCUUUGUUAGGAUUUUAACAAUGAACAGCUUGUAUCAUUUACAUCAUCCCUAGGAUGAGUAACUUUGCCUCUUCUCUUCUUGCUAUAGAAGCAAACUCUUGUUAUAGAUUUGCAGGGUGUCUGUGGCAGAAGAAUCAGUAAAAUCUGGUGGGUUCUAAUGUAAGUGGAUAAUCAGGUACCUGUGAAUUUUCUGGGCAGACUGCUUGUUUGCUGUUUCCUAACAGCAGUCCCUAACUUUCAGGCUGGGGAAAAAACAUUGUUGCUGGAGGUCUCAGAGCACAAAAAUACUGUGCCUUUUCAACAGGAGUGAAAUUUCCACAAAGCUCCUAGAGAGAGUGUUCAACCUAGUUCAAUAAAAGGCAAUGCGGAUAAUGUUAUAUAGCGCUUUAUAUUUUUGCUUAAAAUUGUCAGCUACUAAUUUAGGGUUUUUUUAAUGAAAUUUAGGAAGGGAUGAGGAAGGAAACAUUCCAUGUGGAGGCAGAAGGACACUCUAAAAGGGACACUUUAAAUUAGGAAAAGCUCAGUAGAAUCUGUGGUAAACAUGAGCUGGAAGAAAGCUACCAGCAGACACUUCGUUUAUAAAUUCUCGUUUUUGAAAAGGAAUAUUUUUAAACAUAUAGAGAAGGCUUGUCUAUAUGGUAUCAGGUUCCUAACUUCUUUUAAUGAAAUUCUGACACUUGACACAAAGACUUUGUACUAAAAGUAAAAGCCAUGGGUAUGAAUGCUAAAAUGUGAAUUGAAAAGUAGGAGUGCAAAUAUUUUAAUCAGUAUUAGGCAACAAAACAAUAGCAUCCAUGAAAUAUUGCAUUAUUUUCUUAAUCCAAUAAAUUAGGAACAACUGAGUGACUGUUAAGUACAGUGCCAGAUCCCAGUGGCAAGAAUCAAUAUAAUUUUAAUAACUUUACAGUAAUGACCUAUUAAUCUUAAGUUUGUUUAGAAAAUACUUGUCUGGCUCUAUGUUUAAGGAUGAUAAAAACUUCCAAUUCUCAAUUAUUGCCUUGAGAUUAGAAGUGCCUCCCUAUUUCUGAAAAACUUUGUUUUCAAAGCCCUAAGUGAAGGGAGGAAUUUUUGCAAGGAUGUUCCCUAAUGCUCUUGGUAUUCCUGUAGAUCUUGCAUAAAAUCAGGCUUUUCUAUUCAGUCUUCUCCAAAUGCAAAAUUAUUUCUUGAGAUUUGUGCUUUUAUUUAGUAUCAUUCAAAAUGAUUCUUGUGUUUCAUCGUAGCUAGCUUUGGAGAAACUUGCAAAACAAACAUGAAUCUCAAUUAAAAAUUCAAACAAUUUAAUUAAUGUAAUUUGCAUUCUUUUUUUGUGAUGUUUUGUGUCAUGGUGUGUUGGGAGACUGAGAGAUGACACAACAUUGAGGUUUCAUGCAGCAGAGAGCCUUUAUUGGUGUACACAGCCCUUUUUAUAGGCUAUUCAAAAGACUCCGCGUUCGACUCUGGUUACAACCCAGCUAUUGACCAAUAGCUACCUGCUUGCGUUCAUAUCAGGGACUGGCUCUCUGUGGCCAAACCCCUCCUCCUCUUAUGAAGCAUACAGUCCAUCUUAUGCCAUGAUAGUUUUGUGUGGUGUUACACUUUAGUUAAAUGGUAUGCUCGGUCUCACCCCUCGAAAAUGUAUAGUUUAUUCCAAGCCUGUGAUCCUCCCCUGAAGUAUCAUGCAUCUGUAAUCCCAUUGGCCCAAGUCUUAUUCCGCGCCCACUUUGAAUCUCCCGGUUAAACUGUGUGAGGGAGACGAAACGCUCUCUUGGCCCUUUGCUCUCUCUUAGCCCUUCUCUCCCUAGACUCUCCCCCUCCCCCUUUUCCCUCAGAAACCAUGCUGCUCCCGGGGGUGGGACCCCCAAUAAACCCUCAUCUAAUUAGCACCCUCAGAAGCCGUGUGGAGUCUCCUUGCCUGCCUGCUGCUACCAGUGAACAUACAGUUUAGGGGGCCCCUCGGGGACUCCCUCCAAACGAACUGCAACAAAUUGCUCCCAACGUGCGGCUCGAGUACCGACAACCCUAAGACGAAAAUGGACCUUCAUCGCCCCGCUAGCACAGCACAGAACCCCGUGGAGCACCGCUUCAGCGCCGCCUCCAGCAUCGCGGGGUGGCUGCGCCGGGGCCUCUGCCGCAACCUCGGGUGGCCCCGCCACCACCGCGCAGAGGCCCCGCGAGACACCGCGCCACCAUCGCAGCCAGCGCGGCUUUUCAGAUCACUGCCAGCAGCUGCCGGCUCCCCUGCGCCACGUCGUCACCACGUGGCUGCUCGGAGCCGCCGCCCCCUGCCCAGAGCCGGCAGGGGAGAGCCCCGCAGAGCGGGCGGGCCGUGCGGAUCGCCGAACCUGAGCGGCCGCUGCCCUGGACUACAGCAGCGGCGAAAGAAGAAACCAAAGCCCACCAGUUUCCGCGGGGGAGCCACCAGACGAGCAAGAAGCAGUUUUCAGCUUUGCCCGAGCCCCGCACCCCCCCCGAAAACUGAUUUCGUCAGUUUUGUGACCUCCUUCCUCGGUUUUACUCUCUCUCCCCAUCGCUGCUCUUUCUCCCUAACUCCAUCCCUAACCUGCCUUCCCCUUAACAAACCCCCAGGAGUCCACUCCGUCCUGCUAAGCCCAGCACAGCAGCCACACGGCUAAGCCUCAACAUUUUGUUGAAUUGAAAAUUCUACUUUACGAUCUCCUUCCCCUGUUACUCCAAGAGCAGGAUAAUAUCCUUCUCUGCAAUCCACACCCCUUUUUUCCUUAUUUUGGGUAGUUCACCGGGAGCAAACUGCUCGAAGGUGCAGGGUACCCCGAAAAGGUUUUUCUUUCGCAGAGUCCCUGGCUCCCUGUAACCUCCCCAGUUCCCAAUCGCUAUCUACUUGUUCUAGCUGAAAAGAGCUCGUCAGCUAGAACUUUUAUCCUAAAACCCUCUAACCUUUUUAUCAUUCUGAUCCAAUACCUGUCUUCUCUCCAUUUCCCUCCCGUUCCCAUGAAGUAGUUUUUAUAAUUAUGCUUUUCUAGUUUAAAUGUGUGUUCAUAUUGCAGAUUGUCCUGUUUUCAGUUUUAGAAAGCAGGGGCCUGUCAGGUCACAAGGGUAAAACCAACGAGAAGCAGUUUUCGAUUGUUUCUUUAAUAGCGAGUGUUCAGAUAGUAUUAGACUGCUGAAUCAUAAUCACUGUUGGGUUUAUGCUGUCCUCAGUAGGUUCUGAGGGUGACUGAUAAACUAAAAUCGUGUCUGAGAAAGUAUUUUGACGGUUUUGUGGUGAAUGCUCCCUGAGUAUAGGUAGUAGCUGAAGCUGAAUUUCUUUUUUUUCUUUUUGUUUUUCUUUUAACCACCUAAAACCAGGGGUCUGCUGGGUUAAACCGGUUGGAAGGUGAAAGCCAUGGUAAAGCUCACAUCCAAGGGUGAGAAUCUGAGGCCUCAAACCUGCCUGGAGUCCAGGGGGCUCCAGAUGAUUCCCUGUCCCUGAGAGGGGGAGCAGAAGUCGGCACCUCAGCCUAAAACUGGGGGCUGCGGUGGUCCGAAAAGCCAUUUGGAAAAAGUUAGACAUCAUUGGGCCAGUCAUGCUGAAAAGGCCAAUCCCAAAACUCUCAUAUGAACUUGGUGCCAAAGGCCAAAGCCCUUUAAGCACUCGCCCAUGCUUUAAAUUAGUUAAAAUCUGCAAUAUGGACCCACAUAACCCGUUUAUUAAUAUUAAAUGCUCCUUUUAUCUUUAAUACCUACCACCAAAGGCAAACAUCAAGGUCAAAUUGACUGUUUAAAACAUAAUCCUCACUGCAAUUGUAUUUAUUUUUGUGCUGUGAAACUAUGUAAUUACUGCUUCAUUUUUUUAAUUGUUAAUUGUCAUAUUUAUCUUUUCUUUCUAACGAAAAAAGGGUGAAUUGUGGUGUUACAUUUUAGUUAAAUGGUAUGCUCUGUCUCACCCCUCGAAAAUGUACAGUUUAUUCCAACCCUGUGAUCCUCCCCUGAAGUAUCGUGCAUCUGUAAUCCCAUUGGUCCAAGUCUUAUUCUGCGCCCACUUUGAAUCUCCCUGUUAAGCUGUGCGAGGGAGACGAAACGCUCUCUUGGCCCUUUGCUCUCUCUUAGCCCUUCUCUCCCUAGGCACUCCCCCUUCCCCCCCUUCUCCCUCAGAAACCAUGCUGCUCCCGGGGGUGGGACCCCCAAUAAACCCUCAUCUAAUUAGCACCCUCAGAAGCCGUGUGGAGUCUCCUUGCCUGCCUGCUGCUACCAGUGAACAUACAGCUUAUGGGGCCCCCUGGGGACUCCCCGGGGAGCCUUCCCCCAAACUAACGGCAACAGUUUUUUAUGUUCUGAGAUGCAAAUAAUAUGGGAUGAGAUUAUGUGCAGAGAAAAGAAUGUGGCCUGAUGUUAAUCAUGAAAGUAAAAGAUAGCUAUUGGAUUUAUACCUGGCUUCUGAUAAGAAGCCUGUCUUUUGAUAACAUGGAGGGGGUAUAAUAUGCUUAGCUGCAUAACUCUAAAUUUUUAGGCAUUUAUGCAUAUAGACACCAGAUCUGUAUGAGUGGAAUUAAAGGAACAAUCUGGUUGUGUCUAAUUAAUAAAACUAACUUAGGCAAUUUAAGUCCAACGUAAAUUGAGCAGUUAGGUGAUAUUGAUCGCAGGGCAAUAAUUUGGUUAGCACAGUUGGGCUAUUUUUUUAUUCUGUUUGAUCUCUCCUUUUUAAGAACAGCUUGCAAAUUUGGUAGGAGAGAAAUGAUGCUUUGUUGUUGUGCCCAGUGCUGCCUCUAUACAGACAUCUGUUGAGCCUGGGUGGGAAUUCAGUGGGGGCAUGACCAAACCUCUCCUCACUGAGGGACAAGGGUGAAAGGCUCUUCUCAAGUAAUAACUCCACUGGAAAGUGCUUCCCUUUGCAACCCCCUCUUCCCUAGAAUUUUUUUCUGAAAUUGCUUCUACCACUGGAGUCCCCCAUGCCUCCCUACUGCAGCUGCAGGAGGGAUGAUUGACUUGGAGAGUCAAGUUCUGGUUGCCCUCUGUAACAGCCACCUUGUCAUCCUCUUUCUGCCACAAAUGUCUCUAUAGACCUACAGACCUCUCCAAACUAUAUACCUAUGCACCACUGGAGGAGUUCUUUCCUUUAAAUAAGUAUAUACUGCUGGUUCCCAGAGUGCCCUGUGUUAUGCAGGUACUGGUCUGUAGCUUGCAAUGAGACAGCAUGCAGCUGCACUUUUUGCCUGGUGCCUGCAGUGGGCUGUGUCACAUGAAGUGAAUGCUUGAAUUUAUGCUGAAUGAAACUAAUUGGCCUAAAGCACUGGGGUCUAGGCAGUGAGAAAUGGAAAAGGUGGAAUGAACAAAAACCUGUGAGGUGUGUCUGGACACAAAAUAAAAAGUGAACAUGAAAUUGAGACUUGUGGAUUUAUAUACAAUAUUCAUGAGAGGCCACUCUAGCAGGCACGGGGCCUGCAAUGCCUCCAUGGCAUUCAGCAGCCUAAGAUAGGAAAUGCCUAGACCUAAGAAGCCCCUCUUCUGCCUUCGGACCCUUGCUUAUCUCUCUGUAAGGCUAUAGGUCACUUUCGCCUCGACCCUUACUAUUGGACAAUUUCUAAAACUCUCGUAUACUAUAAAAACCCCUACUUUUUCCCAGUUUGACAGAAGAGCUGUCCCUGAGAACCUUUGCAGAAGACUUCAGUAAAGACAUCUCUGUGGAACCUUACACAGCCUUCUCCUCUCUCUUCCUGCGUCUGCCUAAGGCACUUAGCAAGCUAAAGAGCUGAAAUCACAAAUGAGCUGAUAAUCACUAAAGAGCCGAUCUCACUUAAGAGCUGAGCUUGCUAAGGCAGGCUGCAGCUGGGAGCUGCCUGGGAGCCCAGGCAGGCUGUGCUGAACAGGACUGUGCUAUCCAGACCUGCGACAGCCAGCCAGGGAUACCCCAAAACCUGGCCGAGGCGUGCAUUAGGCCACAGGCUACUUCUGAAAGAAGGGCAGGGAGAGGAAAGGGUGCUGAUCAAUAGUUUGAGAUCUGCUAAGUUAUUCAUACAAUAUAAGAAAGGAUUAGCUGCUUUUUUUGAAAACAGUUGCAAAAGCAUGUUUCAUCUGCAGGCUUAUGAGGAUGGAAUUGGAUGUCUGUCCUGUGCGAGAUGAUCACUAGAGGAGGAUCAUGCAGCUUCUGCUGUUUCAUGCUUGCAGUGGAAUUUUUAAUUAGCUAAUGGUGCAGAAAAUGGUAGUCUCUUACACAAAUUCUGUAACUCAGUAUUAUUUUGAAUGAGGAAACAUUUAAAUAGAUGUUUAAUUUGGUUGCUUACUUUUAAGGACCGAAGUAUGUGUUCUAUAGGGAC